Messenger RNA from Closterium sp. NIES-67, 292 nucleotides. Lineage: Eukaryota; Viridiplantae; Streptophyta; Zygnematophyceae; Desmidiales; Closteriaceae. The record is from the annotation of a GenBank genome assembly.
GGAGAGUAGCCUAAGCCUACGUCAUGGCGGGUGACGAGGUUAGUUCGGGAUCCAGUCGAGGCCCAACGUUUCAAUGGAAGCAGCUACAGUACGUGGCGCUUGAAGUUCAGUCGAAGGGCGGAGGAGUGAAUUCUGCGGAGAAGGCCUGGGCAUGUUUGGAGAGCAUGUAUCUUAGGCCAAGCAACGCUAACAAGUCUGCUCAGCAGCUUGGAGGAUUAGUGGUGCUUGUUACCACUGCGGUAAGAAAGGGCACAAGGCGAUAGACUGCUACGACAAUCCUAAGAGCAGGAAC